Messenger RNA from Paramormyrops kingsleyae, 1973 nucleotides. Its product is annotated as cystathionase (cystathionine gamma-lyase). Lineage: Eukaryota; Metazoa; Chordata; Actinopteri; Osteoglossiformes; Mormyridae. Gene Ontology annotation, cellular component: cytoplasm. Gene Ontology annotation, biological process: transsulfuration. Gene Ontology annotation, molecular function: pyridoxal phosphate binding; cystathionine gamma-lyase activity. The record is from RefSeq and is a predicted model, not a curated record.
AUAUUACGGAUUUGAACCCUGCAAAAUCUACCGAGCUGGACCUGUGCCGGACAUCCCACGAAAUUCAGUUCUGGUUGCGGGCCUGGAUUAAAGAAAACCUCAAUGCUACCGUGAAGAAACGGAUACUACAAAUUAGUAAUAACCGUAAUCCCAGAUAGCGGACAGAAUAGCACUUGGCUUUCCUUCAUUUCCUGUCGCCCGACGAGCUUGGGGGUUUUUACUAUUGACUUAUUACUAAGGCCGUUUGCCUGUCUGAACCAGACUAUUUUGUCUCCGGUAGUUGCAUCAGACAGCGACAUAGACAGCUAGCAACUUCUCGUAGGCGCGUGAGAGCAAACCGGGGUCGUGAGGUCUUGUUACGCCCUGUCACAAAGCCAAUAGGAAACGUGGCUUCAUUGUCCGAAGAUUUUGAUUGGUCGAACCCGGCUUGCGGAGUCACCCAUUUAUUUUCGCUAUGUAAAAAGUAAUUUCCUGAUCUAUUUCUUCGGAAAGUGCCGGCAGUUGGAGAUCCUCGGGUAUCAGAUACUACGUUGACGUUAUGGAUUCCAGUAGACAGGCGGAUUGUUCCAACGGCUUUCAGGAGCUAUUUAAGUCCUUCGCGACAGAUGCCAUCCAUGUGGGUCAGGAGCCGGAGCAGUGGAAUUCGAUGGCCGUGGUGCCCCCCAUAUCGCUCUCCACCACGUUUAAACAGCACGGACCCGGAGACCAUGCGGGUUUUGAGUACAGUCGAAGUGGAAACCCAACACGGAACUGUCUUGAGAGAGCAGUUGCUGCAUUAGAUGGUGCAAAGUAUUGUCUUUCCUUUGCCUCGGGACUGGCUGCAACAAUGAACAUCACACACAUGCUGAAGGCUAAUGAUGGCAUCGUGUGUAUGAAUGAUGUCUAUGGAGGAACAAACCGAUAUUUCAGCAGAGUUGCUGCAGAAGUUGGCCUCAGUGUGUCAUUCGCUGACUGCACGCAGCUUGACGUUCUGAGGAAUGCCCUCAAGCCAAAUACAAAGCUGCUCUGGAUUGAGACUCCGACAAACCCGAUGAUGAAAGUGGUGGACAUCGAGGCCUGCUCUAAGAUUGCUCAUGAAUACAGCAAGGACAUUAUCGUGGUGGUGGACAACACGUUCAUGUCAUCUUACUUUCAGCGCCCCCUAGCACUUGGAGCCGAUAUCUGCAUGUACUCUGCCACCAAGUACAUGAAUGGCCACAGCGAUGUUGUUAUGGGGCUUGCGUCGGUAAAUCGUGACGACCUGUACGAGCGUCUGAAAUAUUUGCAAAAUGCCAUUGGCGCAGUCCCUUCCCCCUUCGACUGCUACCUGUGUAACCGCGGGCUGAAGACCCUUCACCUGCGCAUGCAGCAGCACUUCAGGAACGGCAUGGCAGCAGCCCGGUUCUUAGAGGCCGACCCGCGAGUGGAGAAGGUUAUAUUUCCAGGGCUGCCUUCCCACCCCCAGCACGAGCUGAUGAAGAAGCAAUGCACCGGCUGUCCUGGCAUGAUCACCUUCUACAUCAAGGGCACCUUGGAGCACGCCACCGCCUUCCUCCGCAACCUCAAGCUGUUUUCCCUCGCUGAGAGUCUUGGGGGUUACGAAAGCCUUGCAGAGCACCCUGCGAUCAUGACGCACGCCUCAGUGCCUGAGGGUGACCGGGCCCUUCUGGGCAUCAGUGACACACUCAUCCGCCUGUCCGUGGGACUGGAGGAUGAGGAGGACAUCAUUAGGGACCUGGACUACGCUCUCAGUAAAGCCCAUCCUCAGGCAAAAUAGGAUCUUCGCAAUCUUUGUCCAUCAGUCAACUUUUACGACAGCAGUUAAACCAAUUGGCCCCAAGACUGCAUCAUAAUACUCUAAUUGGUACAUUUUAAUAUCAGAGAACAAUGUUGUAUCUCUCUGAAAUAAGAAAUAUGUAAUUAAUAUUUCAAAAUGUAAAAUAUUUUAAUGAGCUGAUUGUGGGUAUUUUAUAAAUUAAAUUCUGCACACUUGC